CAGAAUUCGAAUGAGACAGCCACAGAAGGAAACACGACACCUUCUAAAGGAAUGGAAUCUUCACAACAAGCGUGUCUAUAUGAACUCACUCCUCACCUCUCUUCCAUUCCCUUCCUUUCCGCCAUCUCGCCAUUUUUCAACCUGAUUCGUAGUUUUCUGACCGAGACCAAUCCUGUCAUAAGGCAAUUUCGACAAGAAUACUAAAAAAACACAAUCCUCCCAGAAGUCACAGCGAAAAACGUUGUCUUUAACUUCCAAAAUGAUGGAAGUGAACACUGCAGGUUCACGAGUUAACGAUAUCAUGAUAAUGGAAGUCAAUAACAGGAGUACGAGGUGCACCGAGAAGCGACCCUUGGAGAUUACGACGCCUAGAAAUGAAACAAAGAAGAACCAAGAAAACAACGAAAGUAGCACCCCUGUAUUUAUCAACCAUGCUGCGAUUGCUUGGAACGAGAGUAGGAGACAGUGGAUCGGAGAUCAAUCUCAAAAAUCACGACAAACGCCAAAAGAUCCAAUCAUAAGCUGGUCAACAACUUACGAAGACUUGCUGUCAAUGGGCAACAGAUUCCCUGAGCCAGUCCCUUUACCGGAGAUGGUAGACUUCCUUGUUGAUAUCUGGCAGGAUGAAGGUUUGUUCGACUACUAAUUAAUUAGGAGGUUGAUUCAGAUGGAAAAAUAUCUGAUUAAUCCGGUGAGAUCAUAAGUGUAAUCAAAUAGAGAUUUUAUAGCUAUGUAGACAAAACCGAUCGUAUGGCCCUCGACAAUGGGCAUUCGUAUCGCAAACUCAAAGUUAAUAUCGUAUUUAAUUUUGGGAUGAUAAUAAUAAUAAUAACGAAAUAAACAUU
Cynara cardunculus var. scolymus (artichoke) is the source of this 845-nucleotide messenger RNA. RefSeq lists its product as uncharacterized. Bases 260 to 646 code for a protein of 128 amino acids. The transcript is spliced from 5 exons. The record is from RefSeq and is a predicted model, not a curated record. NCBI's taxonomy places the organism in Eukaryota, Viridiplantae, Streptophyta, Magnoliopsida, Asterales, Asteraceae.